Molecule: messenger RNA, 2061 nt
Organism: Aedes albopictus (Asian tiger mosquito)
Lineage: Eukaryota; Metazoa; Arthropoda; Insecta; Diptera; Culicidae
Exons: 2
Coding region: 610-2061 (483 amino acids)
Source: RefSeq, a predicted model, not a curated record
AAGAGAAAGAGACAAAGUAGAUAGGAAUAUACAAAGUAAAAGGAAAGAGUCGGGCUAGGGAUUUAUUGAGGGACCUUCUGCAUACGAAUCAGAAUCGGUAGUCACUAGUCCACCAAGCCAAAUUCUGUAAAAAAUUGAUCUCCGGGUAUUCCAUAAGAGAUUUCUCCAGGAAUAUUCCUCCACGGAUUUUUAAGAAGUUCUUCCAGCCCAAUGUUUCCGAUAAAUGCAAUUUCUUUAUGGAAGACAGUUCCUCCCUUGUUUGGAAACAGACAAAAUUGUUAGAAAAUAUUUGAAUCAAUAUGGGUUUUAUGUUUGUUGUUUAGUUUGGGGAGCCUAUUGAGGAGUCCUUUUGAGGAGCAAAACAGUCGUCACUCUACUGUAAUUAAUCUGAAAUUUGGAAACCUUCAGUAACCAGCUCUUAUUUUACCAUGACAGCACUGCUUUGCAGUCAAUUGAGGUACAGAGCAAACAAAGCCACCACACAUAAUAACAUUGUUUGUCAAAUGUUGUCCCUUGCCUGCGGAAAAUUGCGGUUCAAACUAGAAAAGGUCAUCAAAGCAUAAUUAGAUUGGCAAUAGCAGUUCAUUCAGAUAAGCCAAACUGGUUUUAAUGCGGUUGGGCCUACACGACGUAGGUAAGGCCAUCAACGUUAUACUAUAUGUCACUAGAAUAUAUAAAACUAGACAAUCACCAAACGCUCGUACUUGUUAUCACGUCACCACAGAAAUGGAAAAUAGUUCGGGAAUAGGUCGAAAGAAGAGAACAGAUCUCACGCUGGUUAGUUUGAUCGGUAUGCCGGAAGAGAAGCAACUACGUUUGAGUGAAGAUUCGCGCGCAACUCCGGAAUGGAUCAACCCGGAAUACUUCAAAGGGCUGCUGCAAAAGUGUACAAAUGAUCUGACGAUUGAAGUUCAGGCUGUGCGGGUGAAAUAUGCUUUGCCAAAAGGAGAAAAUUUUGCUAGUGUCAUCUAUCGGGCUCAGGUGGUGUAUCGUAGAUCGGGCGAACCGGUGACGACUUGUAGCUAUAUUCUCAAAGGCCUUGCCGAAUCUCCUGUGGCUAGGGAAAAGCUAGGCGAGUACGAUGUCCACGGCAAAGAAAUGGACGUCUAUCAGCUGGUGAUUCCUGAACUGAUGCAUUUGAUGAAAUCCGUUGGCGAAAUAUCAGAGCUCUAUCCUGAUGCGCUGUGUGUAGAUCGGAGCCACGAAAUGAUUAUUCUGAACGACGUUCUACAAAAGGGAUUCGUAAUGGUAGAUAGAACCAAAGGGUUGGACGCAGUGCAUACCAAAAUGUCACUCAAAGCAAUGGCAAAGCUGCAUGCUGGUUCUUUAAAACUUGUAGAAAGAUUUCCAACGAUCUUCGAUCGCUACACUACAGGAAUGAUGAACCGCAAAACGGACGCAUUCCACCUGUUCUUCCAGUCCACGUACGAUGCACUGACGGAUGAAAUCUAUUCUUGGAAUCCGGAAUGGCACUACUACGCAAAUAAACUGACAAAACUUCGUCCACAUUACCUCGAACAGGGAAUGACCGUUUUUGAUAAUGAUAGCGCGGAUGAACUGCGGGUAUUUGUUCAUGGUGACUUCUGGGUAAACAAUCUAAUGUUCAAAUAUGACGCUAAAGGCAUUCCAAUCGAUAUGUUGGUUCUUGACUUUCAAUACUGCUGCUACGGAAGUCCUGCAAUUGAUUUAUGCUACUUCUUUUUUACUUCGUCCUGUGAUGAGAUACGUCAGAACAGCUUCGAUGAAUACAUGCAGUACUAUUACUGCCAGUUGGCAAAAUACGUCAAAAAGUUGAACUGCUCGAUACGAUUUCCUACAUUGCACCAGUUCCAACAGCAAAUUAUGAAAAAGAUGUUUUACUCUGUCCAUUCCAGUAUAGUGGCUCUUCCGUUGCAUUUGAACGUGUUGGCCGAGGAUGCAGAUCUGGAAACUCUUUUGGCAGGAGACGAGCGAUCGAGACGGUUCAAGAGGGCUAUUAUGACCAAUGUAAAUUACCAAAAGAUCAUCAAGGGCCUGCUGCCGACCUUCGAUCGGAAGGGUUUACUCGAUAAACUAGAUUGA